Molecule: messenger RNA, 2633 nt
Organism: Dendronephthya gigantea
Lineage: Eukaryota; Metazoa; Cnidaria; Anthozoa; Malacalcyonacea; Nephtheidae
Product: probable RNA polymerase II nuclear localization protein SLC7A6OS
Exons: 10
Coding region: 1-975 (324 amino acids)
Biological process (GO): developmental process
Source: RefSeq, a predicted model, not a curated record
AUGGCGGCAGCUGGAGGAGCGGGUGUUGUAAAUAUGCCCAAUUCAUCGGCUGGUAGCAAAGCAGUCCUAAGAAUCAAGCGAAAAAGAAUGGUUUCUCAUGCCUUUAAGAAAGCUUUCACUGAUGAAGAUCAUAAACGCUCCUCUAACGCAGAUAACCCAGGGCAAAGAGUCUUCAGACUUGCUGGAACGGUUUCAAAGAAAAAUGACGAAUCUUUAUCUCAGGAGAUUCUGACCAAACUGUCAAGAAAGGAUGUGCACAAAUCCAAGGUUAAAAUCAACCCGAAGAAUGAGCUGACUGUUGAUUCAAUCAACGAGAAAUUGAGAGAAACGAAAAAGUUAUCAAGGCAAGCGUCAAGAUACAAAGUCAUUUCCAAACACAGAGACGUCGAAGAUGAAGUCGCUGACGAAGUUGAUGCUGUGUCGCAAGAAAUGUCCAGACUGUACAACCUGUACGACGUAGUGUUAGAUGAAGAUGAAUCCAGAGAUGUAACGAAAAAAGAAAACAAGGAAGAUAUAGACCCGAAUGCAAUUUUAUGCAAUUCCGUCAAAAUGAUUCGUGAAAAACUUCGGAUUGACGAUAAACCGAAAAGUAACUUAGAAAUCCUUGAAAAUGACUUCGUCUAUGAUGUUUAUUGUGCUGAUGAUAACUAUGGUGCCUUAUCUGAAGUGUUGGAUAUUGUCCACUUAAACGAAAGUCAGUUAGUCACAACUGCUUCAGACGAGGAAUUUAACUAUUAUGAAGACGACGACGAUUCAAAUGACGAAAACAAUUGGCGAAAUGAUUAUCCUGAUGAGGAUGAGUGGAAUGAAAGUUCCGAUGAAGAAACACGAUACAGAAACAAAGAAUUUGAUUAUGGUUACGACGGAGAUAAAAUGUUUUCUAAAGAAUUAUCAAGCGACGAAGAAUUAGAUUUUUACGGGAAAAACAACGAUGAAUAUAAUUACGAAAUCGUCGAUGACGACGAAUACUAUUAACCUCAUCAAGUGUUUCCCUGGCAACCAGAUUAACAGCGCUGGAAUAUCAGAACCUCGCAAUUGUGGAAUACAUUCCUUCGACCGCAAACGAAUACAUUCCGAGGAGGAUUUUGCAUUUCUGGUAUCAUUUGCUUCGGCAGAGAUAAGUGACGUUAUCUUUACUUUUUGUCAAACCAAAUCGUAUGAAAUCUGGUUGCUACAAUCAUAGCUGAAAUCUUUCUAGUCUAAUAUUCCCCUGCCCCAGAUAACCAAUUGAUUGUUCCGAAUAUUGCAUCCAUACUGUUCGGAUAUCGGAAACCUCAAUAUAAUAAUAUUAGGUCGAAUUUCAGCCUUUAAUGUAAAGGCGGAACAUUAGCACGAAAAUGGAACAUUGAAAUGAUUAAUAAUUACCUGUGAUAAUUUAAGUGAUUAUGUUUCAGUAAACAUAUCAUAUAUGAAGUACAUUGUCAUCUCUGUUCCAAAAGAGCUUUCUCAUAAUGACGUCAAUCGUGGAGAGCCUGUGAUACACAAAGUUUGAUUGGCUCAAGUAAACUUUGAUAAAGAAUUCACUGAUUGGCUCAGCAAAACUAACGAGCCAAUCAAACUUCGUGUAACAUCAGGCUUUCUGCGCUUGACGUCAUUAUGAGAAAGUUAUUUUUACCCAGGUCUUCCUGUUUAACCGAAAUACGUCAUUGAAGCAUUAACGAAAGUCGUUGAUCUUGUCAUGAACAAAGUGGAUUUGUUAUUCCCGCAGUAUUUUAAAUUAAAUUUAAAGUAUUUUAAAUUUAUUUCACCACCGCACUUGCAAUACCAAAUAAUGGAGAUGUGUUAUAGGUGUUUCACUGAGGGUAUUCCCAUAGCCCUUGGGAAUUGAGAAGUGCUUUGAAUGAAUUUGAUGGAAAUUGGAGUUAAUCUAGAAUGUGCACGCUUUUUCAACAUGCGGUUAAAAAAAUGUGCACUUAUCAAGUUAAUCAUGCACCAGGCUAUGUUUGAAAUAAAUACAUAUUUCAAACUUCGGAAUUCAGAUUGACCUUCAGGAAAUAUUCGGAAGGAUCAAUUCGUUUGUGCGUGGAGCAAAUUGGCAAUGUAAGCGUUUUUUACAUCUGCAUGAUGUACACCACAUGACCCGUUUACAGAGAACCUUGUUUCUUGAUAACAACAUCCUGUGAUUUCCCCACCCACGUCUGUUUCCGCACCUGACUUUGAAACAAUGAUGACUUUGAUAAACAAUGGUUGGCAGGAACUAAUUCUUAGCUGAAACGAAGGCAAGCCAAAACGUGCACUUCGACAUUACAAUUUGUUACACUAAAAGUGAAACUCUUCCAUGUUUGUUCUUGCCUGCCAAAAAAUUACAUCGGCGUAAAGCAGUGCUUAGUCGUAUGACGACGACUCUUGGCUGCACGAGCUUACUUCCUUGGGAUCUAUUCCGAUUUGAAGAAGCUGUUGUUAAUAUCUCGCCCACUUGCAUUAAACAAUUUUAACCGCCAAAUUCACGGAUAGUGGAUUUGAAGAGUUAUGUGUGUUCGCUUAUGACAUAUUUUAAAUUAUUUACGUGUAUUUCACCCUCAUCAACUUAAGGUUUUACUGACCUACUUACUUAUGUAUAAAGUUAAACUAACAUGCUCUUUUCAAUGUCUGCUAGCUAUUAAAAUACUUGUCUCGGACACGCGCAUUAAUUA